This is a messenger RNA of Histoplasma mississippiense, 1059 nucleotides long. Its product is annotated as HNRNP arginine N-methyltransferase. The transcript has 6 exons. Gene Ontology annotation, biological process: peptidyl-arginine methylation. Gene Ontology annotation, cellular component: nucleus. The record is from RefSeq and is a predicted model, not a curated record. The coding region runs from base 1 to 1059 and encodes 352 amino acids. Gene Ontology annotation, molecular function: protein-arginine N-methyltransferase activity. NCBI's taxonomy places the organism in Eukaryota, Fungi, Ascomycota, Eurotiomycetes, Onygenales, Ajellomycetaceae.
AUGCUGACAAAACAAACCCAACGGGAAGGCAUUCAUGAGGAAAUGCUUAAAGACGAGGUUCGGACGAGAUCAUACAGAGAUGCCAUCUACCAAAACCGACAUCUUUUCAAAGAUAAGAUAGUACUUGAUGUGGGAUGUGGAACUGGGAUUCUCAGCAUGUUUGCGGUUCGCGCUGGAGCCAAACACGUUAUUGGCGUGGAUAUGUCUUCCAUCAUCGAAAAGGCCCGUGAAAUCGUGGCAGUAAACGGGAUGGCGGACCACAUCACCCUUCUGCAGGGUAAGAUGGAAGAAGUGCAACUCCCCUAUCCAAAAGUCGAUAUCAUUAUAUCCGAAUGGAUGGGAUAUUUCCUUCUCUACGAAUCUAUGCUUGACACUGUUCUGUAUGCUCGUGACAAUUAUCUUGUUGCCGACGGCAAGAUCUUCCCAGACAAAGCCACCGUCUACCUCGCCGGUAUUGAAGAUGGUGAAUACAAGGACGAUAAGAUCGGAUUUUGGGAUAAUGUCUGGGGAUUCAAUUACUCCCCUAUGAAAAACGUGGCUCUGACAGAACCCCUCGUUGACACUGUCGAGCUUAAAGCCCUAGUCACCGACCCUUGUCCCGUCCUCACUCUCGAUUUAUAUACAGUCACCACUGCUGAUCUCGUAUUCACCGUCCCCUUCAGGCUCACCGCGAAACGCAACGAUUUCAUCCACGCGAUCAUCGCGUGGUUUGAUAUCGAUUUCACAGCCUGCCACAAAAAGAUUCGAUUUUCCACUGGGCCCCACGCCAAGUACACCCACUGGAAGCAAACUGUGUUCUAUAUUCGGGAAGUCCUUACAAUUGAGGAAAAUGAAUGUGUCACUGGGUUCCUGGACAAUAAGCCUAAUGAGAAAAACAAGCGGGAUCUGGACAUUAAGAUCUCGUACACCUUUGAGACAGAAGAUGAAACACGUGCUGCCCAGGGCAGCUCCCUGAAUGCGGAGAUGGCGUUACUUCAAAAACAAGCAGCAUUGCGUCGCCUGCAUGCGCCUAUCUAUGGCCAGGGAAAAGGAAGUGACAAUGAUGACGAACUUUUAUAG